AUGGGCAAAAAGUCAAAGUCGCAGUCCAAGACGGACCCGGCAUCCAGCAAAUCUGCCGGCUCUCUUCCCUUUGUCGGCGGCAAUGCAGCUCUGGACCCGACUCUGAGCUCGCUGUUUGCGAAUAGUGCUGGCCCCGUUAAAGCCCCUGUUCCCCCAACGAAGGCUGCGGCCGAAUCUACACAAGCGGCCCAGAUUGAAAACGACAAUGACGAUGCCAAUGCAUCGGAAGAUUUUUCGUCCCCUUCAUUUGAUGAAGUGAUGGAGGACGCGCCCGAGACCCGCGACUCAGAGGCCGCCGUGGAGGAAAAGACCCAAGAUACACAGACUCGGAAGCGCAAGAGGGGCGGUGUCGAAGACGAUCUGGAGGAGUCGUACAUGCGUCGCAUUGCCAAGGAGGAGCAGAAGGCGGAGGAAAAGAAAAAAUUGGAACAGGCGAAGCGUCAGAAGCAGGUUAAGAAAGCCAGCAGCGAUGCCUCGAGCGACGACUCCGAAGUCCCCGAGGAAGCAGCAUCCCAGGACAGUGAUGACGAAGACGGCUCGAGCGCUCCGGCUCCGGUGCAUGAAAGUCUGUCCGGAACAGCUGGAAACAGUGACGUCGAGAAGUCCAACCGCACUGUCUUUUUGGGGAACGUCUCGACCCAGGCUAUCAAAUCCAAGUCGGCGAAGAAAACUCUUCUCCGACACCUGGCCUCCUUUUGCUCGACACUCCCUGAAUCUACGGGUCCGCACAAGGUCGAAUCCAUCCGUUUCCGCUCCAUCCUCGAUGAGACCACGCCCAGUACCAACGCUUACGCAGUUUAUACCACGAUCCAAGCCGCCCGGAAGGCGCCCAUCGCAUUGAAUGGCACAGUCAUUUUGGAUCGGCACCUGCGUGUAGACAGCAUCGCACACCCCGCGGGGAUUGACAACAAGCGGUGCGUGUUCGUGGGUAACUUAAGCUUCGUCGACCACGAAGCGGCGGACGAGGAGUCUGGCAAAAAGAAAAAGAACCGCGCCCCUGCCGAUAUCGAGGAGGGUCUGUGGCGCACUUUCAAUGCCCACACCGGGGGGAAGAAAGACAAGAAAGCCCCCAAGAGCAGUGUUGAGUUUGUCCGUGUGAUUCGUGAUCGGUCUACUCGUGUCGGGAAAGGGUUCGCCUACGUCCAGUUCUACGAUGGCAACGGCGUCGAGGAGGCGCUUCUGCUCAACGAGAAGAAUUUCCCGCCCCUGCUGCCCCGGAAAUUGCGUGUCACUCGAGCUCGGAAGAUGGCCAAGAAGGGCCCUGAGGCCGAUGCAAAGAACCCGCGGAUGGGAGAGGCCCAAAAGACGUUGCAAGGUCGGGCCGGCAAACUGCUCGGCCGAGCGGGCGCGGCCAAGAUUAAGGCUGAUGGGAAGGGUUCCAUUGCGGCGAACUCGUUUGUGUUUGAGGGUCAUCGAGCGACUGAGGGCAACUCGUCGAUCAAGGCGAAGACGAAGAGCCGCGGCUCCAAGGGCAAGCCGAAGAACCGGAGCAGUAAGCGGGCUGCGGCCUAUCGGGCAGCAGGUGGGCAGAAGCCCUGA
This is a messenger RNA of Penicillium alfredii, 1539 nucleotides long. It is a transcript of the gene nop12, whose product is annotated as rRNA-processing protein NOP12. The coding region runs from base 1 to 1539 and encodes 512 amino acids. The transcript has 3 exons. The record is from RefSeq and is a predicted model, not a curated record. Lineage: Eukaryota; Fungi; Ascomycota; Eurotiomycetes; Eurotiales; Aspergillaceae. Gene Ontology annotation, molecular function: RNA binding.